Molecule: messenger RNA, 975 nt
Organism: Penaeus vannamei (Pacific white shrimp)
Lineage: Eukaryota; Metazoa; Arthropoda; Malacostraca; Decapoda; Penaeidae
Source: RefSeq, a predicted model, not a curated record
AUGAGUCAAGAACGGUGUCAGGAUCGGCGGAGGAGGUUCUCCGUGAACCGCGUGGACACCGAAGAACAGCGGCAUGAUGCGGAGGACCCGUCGACGCCUCCUUCAGGUCUUGCGAACGAGCAAUGUGGCUCCCCGAACUCCAUACAUUCAGAGAGCGACUCCUUGACGUCUCCCACAGGGGUGAGCGUCACCAUGAGUGGCACUUUCAGGUCGCUGCGGCACCUGACCCGAGAGGCACUCCCCCGCCUCGACCACUACCGGAACCUGGCCAGCAUCGUCAGAGCUCCGGGCGGAGGGCAGAGGCCGACGCUGGACGACCUGCACCAACCUCCAGGCGACAAGAGGCAACGAGAUGAAGCGCCAAAAGGUUCAAAGGAAACGAGACGAAGCGCCAAAGGUUCAAAGGAAACGAGACGAAGCACUUGCGGUUCAGAGGAAACGAGACGAAGCACUUGCGGUUCAGAGGAAACGAGACGAAGCGCCAAAGGUUCAAAGGAAACGAAGCGCCAAGAUUUUGAAAGUUCAGAGGAACGAGAAAGCGAGACGAAGCGCAAAGGUUCAAAGGAAACGAGACGAAGCGCCAAAGGUUCAAAGGAAACGAGUUCACUUGCGGUUCAGAAGGAAACGAGACGAAAGCGCCAAAGGUUCAAAGGAAACGAGACGAAGCGCCAAAAGAUUCAAAGGAAACGAGACGAAGCACUUGCGGUUCAGAGGAAACGAGACGAAGCGCCAAAGGUUCAAAGGAAACGAGACGAAGCGCCAAAGGUUCAAAGGAAACGAGACGAAGCGCCAAAGAUUCAAAGGAAACGAGACGAAGCACUUGCGGUUCAGAGGAAACGAGACGAAGCGCCAAAGGUUCAAAGGAAACGAGACGAAGAGAUUCAGAGGUUCAGAGGCGAGGCACCGCACGAGGGUCUCAAGAAGGGCGUCCGGGAAUGGUUCCAGCUUUGGGAAGACCGGUGGGCUGGGUGCUGA